Messenger RNA from Durotheca rogersii, 1417 nucleotides. Its product is annotated as class I glutamine amidotransferase-like protein. The transcript has 4 exons. Lineage: Eukaryota; Fungi; Ascomycota; Sordariomycetes; Xylariales; Xylariaceae. The coding region runs from base 398 to 1270 and encodes 290 amino acids. The record is from RefSeq and is a predicted model, not a curated record.
GUGCGCGUGGAUGUAUGGAUGGCCGUUUGAGGAGGGGCAAUUAGGAGGUAGGUAGGUAUCUCGGUAGGCCUUCCUUGGAUAUUUAGAGCCCCUCAAUCACUCCAUCCAUUUCUCAAUCAGCCCACAGGUAGAGGGCCUCGCUCCAUUCGUCGAGCCACCCCCAAUUCAACCCUCUUUUCCUACCCUAACUCACGCCGACCUUGCAAAAACCAGGGUCACUUCGACAACAAAGAAUCAGAAGCUGUUUCUUCCCUCUUGUGAUCCAAUACUAACCCCUCCAACUCGCCGAGCUCCGUAUACCUCCCUCUCUCGUCUCCCAACCCUCAUAUUGACACCAACACACGCCUUCGUACAUAACUACACAUCUUGCUAGCACUCCCUCGAGGCCUCGGCAAUCAUGGCACACAAGACGUCUGCGGUGGCUGAUGAGCCUAUCGACGUGCUCUUUGCCAUCCACCCCAAGUUCAACCUGCUCGACCUCACUGGCCCCCUCGAGGUACUCGGAUGGGCUCUGCAUGACAAGAACGACGAAACAACCAAAGCUUUCGAGAGCACAAUUGCGGCUGCUGAGCCCCAGGUCUUGUCGGACCAGGGCGUCAUCAUACACUCCCAGAUCACAUACAAGGAAGCCUACGAGCGUCUCGAUGACUUCGACGUGCUCGUCAUCGUGGGUGGCAAUAUCGACGAGGUUAUCAAAGAGAAAUCCGAGCCCCUCUCCAUCAUCACGGCCUUCGCAGAGCUCCAGAAGAAGGACUCGGCCCGAGAGCGAACCCUGAUGUCUGUCUGCACCGGCUCCCUCUUGCUGGCCGAGGCCGGCCUCCUCGCAGGCCUAUCCGCCACAACGCACCCCGACUGGAUGACCAAGUUUGAGAUCCUCUGCAGCAACGCAGCGCAGCGAGACUUGCAAGAGAGAACCGACGUCGUGGAAGACGCCCGAUACGUUGUGAACAACCUCCGCUUCGACCUGGGAGACGAAGACGAGAACCCUUAUAUUCGUCGCAAGUCUGACGCCGGAAGACGCCCGUCCGCUGCACGAAAAGGUAGUGUCUCGUUUAAGGGCUCGAACGAGCGGCGAGAGUCGAUCGCCCGUCGCGCCGCGAUGCGGCUAGGUGGUCUUCGAGUGAUCACGAGUGGGGGAGUAUCUGCUGGCCUAGAUGCGGCUUUGUAUCUGGUCAGCAUCCUGGUCGACGAAGAUGCCGCGAACGAGGUGGCCCGGUACAUUCAGCACAACUGGACCAAAGGUACGGUUGUUGAUGGUCUGGAUGUCUAAACAAGGCGAGAUGUGAUGAUAAAUGCUAGAUGAGGUCACGAGAUCAACGAGUGUAGCUAUACCUAGCCUUAAGAAAAGGUUGUCGAUUAGGUACCUAAAUGGGACCGUCAAGCAGGUCCAGCACAAUUGAAUCUAAAUGACCAUCCA